CUGAGCAAAACCCAUUUGAAGGUCUGAGGAAACACAGAGAGAGAGAGAGAGAGAGAACCCAGAACUCACACAGAGGAGGAGAGAGGGAGAGAGGAACUGAAAGAGCCCCUUUUUCUUAAUUGUAUCUAUCUGUGAGAUCUUGUCCUUCUACAUUGACUACUUUGUAGUGGGCAAGGUAAAUAAAAAGAUUAAAAGCAUCAAAUUAUAAUAAAAUUUUCAUGGGCUUUCUCCCUCCCUCCUUUUCUCUCAUUCUCUGCGAAUGUUUGAGGCAUUAAUGCUAUCAAUCGAGCUUCUUCUACUCUUGUAAUAGAAGCUGAGAGAAAAGGGGGAAUUCUGUUUACGUAUGUAUUUUUUUGUUUUUCAUAAUUUUUUUUAUGAAAAAGGGAAAAAAUUCUUGGAAGAUUUUGUGUAUUGGAUUGAUGAUUGUAGUUAGGGUUUUUCUUACUUGGGGUGUGCUUAGGAUGUUUCUGUUGGUGGAUUUUUCUAGGGUUUGGUCGGAUCGUCUGUUGGAACGGCUCUAAUCCUGUGAUUUGGACUGUUAGGGUUACAAUCAAGACAGGUUGCGGAAUAAAGACCGAGAAUUUGGAUUGUUCAGGUGUCACGCCAACUGGAAAUAGAGAUCGGUACAGUGUUUGUAUGAUGGGCGCAAAUUUGGAUAUUUUCCUGACCACGGUCUGUGGGUUCUGUAGUUCUGGUGUUAAAUUGCUGAAACUAGACCUUUUCAUACAUUGAAUCUGCAUUGGGAGAUGGUGAAAUUUUGGGUUUAUGGAUAUGGAAGAAGAUUGCACUUUAAAAUUUGUGUAGAUGGUGAUGUGGAAUUGAGAAUUUCUUUGUUUUGAGAUCGCGGGUUCUGUUGUUUUCGUUAGAUGAGUGUUUUUAUUUCAUCUUCUUCAUCGGGAGAAGUUCUUGGUGUCUAUUUUUGCUGAUAAGGAAGAGGUCAUGGUUCUACAGUCCAAUCCGGGAAGAAGAAGAUCAGAUUGCAGUGGACUCUCUUCGUUGUUCUAGAUACCCUUCGGCUUAACAUAGCUCAACAAGCACUGUAGCUUUAGGAACUAAUUUUCUUUUCUUUGUUUCCUGUCUCUGGCAACAUUCAAGCUGGUGCAGUAUUUUUGAUACAGUAGAUUUGAUCGUUAUCUGGGCAUCAUUGAAGCUAGUGCAGUGUUUGAUCAGUGGAAUUUGUAUCAAAAUUCAGAGGAGUGUUCUGUUUCUUGCAUGAUAGUGAUUUGAGUAAUUUGGAUUUUAAAAUUUUUGGUUGCUGGGGAGACCUAAGAAGAUAAGAUCAUGGAAAAUCAUUGAAAUAGGAAAUGAGUGCGGGGACAUGGUGCAUGGGCAGGAGAACAGUUGCUGCUGCUCCGUUACCUUCUUGGAACAGUUCUACUGUAAACUAAGUGAAACUUUUUUGUUGGUGAAAGGAGCCCACGUUUCUGAUUCCAGGAUUCUGUGCGAUGUCUCGCUGCUUUCCAUUUCCGCCACCUGGAUAUGAAAAGAAGGCCAGGACCGAUGAAGCAGAUAUUCUAGCAAAGGAGAAGCACAAAGAGAAAAAACAGAAGAAUGAGAAGGACAAGGAGAAGAAAGAGAAGAAGGACAAGGAGAGAAGCAAAGAUAAACAUAAGGAAAAGAAAGACCGAAAGGAAAAGCACAAAGACAAGAAGAAGGACAAGGAUAGGGAUAAAGAUAAAAACAAAACCUCAAAAGAGAAGAGGAUUGAAGGGCAACCCGGAGCCUGCAAUGGAGAGAAGAUUGACCAGAACAGCCAGCGGGAUGGGGACAUCAAGGAUUUUAAAUUUGCACAGGACUUGGGCAGGAGGAUCAGAGAUGCAGAAAAAGGGGCGGGGGUCCAAAUGCUUGAGAACUUUACUGGUACAGAACAAAGAAAAGUUGAGGUUAUGGCCAGGUUGGUGGAGAAAGAUGUUGACAGCAGGCAUGAAGGGAGAGAGAAGAAUAAGGUUGGUGCAGAUCAAAGAAGAGCCGAUGUGGGGAUGGCCAGAGUGGUGGAGAAAGAUGUUACCAACAGGGUUGAAGGGAAAGAAAAAAAUAAGGAUGGUUUGGAUCAACGAAGAGCCAAGGAGAUGGCCAGAGUGGUGGAUAAUGUUGUCAGUUGGGCUGAAGGGAAAGAAAAGAUCAAGGAUGGUAUGGAUCAACGAAGAGCCAAUGGGAUGGCCAGAGUGGUGGAGAAUGCUGUCAAUUGUGCUGGAGGGAAAGAAAAGAAUAAGGAAAAGAAAAAUGAUGAUAGAAGGGAUGGUGUACAAAAAUAUGGAGAUGAGCGAAGAAAUGCAGGACAUGCAAAAUUUCAGAAUAUCACCAGACUGGAUCAACAAAGAGUUGAAGGAAUGGUCAAACCAGUGGAGAAGGAUGCGGAGAAUAAACUGGAAGGGAAAGAAAAGAAAAAAAACAAGGAAGGCAGUGAUAAGAGGGGGGAUAAGCACAAGGAGAAAGAUCGAGAGAAGAAAAGGAAAGGAAAGAGUAAAGACAGGAGUAAAGAGAAGGAGAAGGAGAAAGAGAAGGAGAAGGAGAAAGCGAAGGAGAAAAGUGACCACAAAAACAAGGAGCAGGAUAAAUUAAAAGAAAGCAGCAAGUACCCUACAAACACCAUCAACAUUAAAACAUCAACAUUAAACUUUUCCAGGGAGAGUAACAAUAGUUCCGAUGCCGAUGGAAAUCUCAGGAAAAGAAAAGAAAGAGAGAUGAAUGGGUUCUCAAAUGGGAGUGACGUUCGGCCAAAUAAAUUACCAAGACCUGCCUCUUCCUCUCACCUGUUAACAGAGAAUGGAAAGAAAGUUGAACCAUGCCAACCUGCUAUGCAGUUUACUUCUGAUAAGCAGGGGCUACCCAAUAACUUUAAGGCAGAGUAUAAGGAGCACAAAGUCAAUGGUAUAAUAGAAGCUCAGAAGGCUUCUGUUUGCUCGACAAAGGUGUUGUCCACCGGACAAGCAAUUGAGAAUGGUGAAACUUCUAGGAAACUGCCACAUCCUGAUUUGGAACUUCUAAGCCAGAUACUUUCAGUACCCAAAAUGGAGGAAUGGUCCGAUUUUGAUGAUCAGGAAUGGCUGUUUAGCAGUGAUGGUCUCCAAUUGAAGAAUCCGAAGGUGGAAUCUUCUGUGGUUGACGAGCCCCUACAGGUGUGGGCGGAAGCUCUGCGUAUAGAGUCAGCUGAUGUUUGUGCUCUGCCAUAUGUCAUUCCAUACUGAUUGAGUACUUGUUGGACUUGGAUGGCAUACCUUCCAAUUCUGCCCAACCACUGGAGGCCCCAAAUAUACCCCUUCAGGAAUGUAAAGCAGCAUCUGGAUCUCAGAGUUAGGUUGUUGGUUUAUCAUGCUGCUUUCUCCUGUUGAUAUGCUUCCUGUUCUUUCAGGGUAUGCAUUCCACCAUCUGUUGCAGUAAGUCUUGAUUGUGUGGCUAUGUUGUCGUGGAAUUCUUUUAUAUUAAAUCAAAUGUGUCGCACACAUUGCAGGUAUGCCUUCCACCAGGCACCAUCUGCUUGCUCCAUUAGGUUGGUGCAUCGUUGCAGGCUUGGUAUGGAGAGGGAUUUUUACCCCCUCUUCUCUAAGUACUACUAAUCUAUGAGAACCUUACCUUAGGUACCACCAGAAGGUAAUGUCACAUACCUUGAGAUCCAAAAUAUCCCUGAGUUGAUUGUAGGGAAAAAAAAGAGAUUGAAAAGAUGCUAAAUUUGUGCAUUUUUAUUUUUGUUUAUUUAAGCUAAAAGGCUCUUCUAAUAGAGUGGUCUUUGCUGCACCACCACAAAAUUUUGAUUUGUAACAUAUCAAUCUUAUUUACAAGAAAUGUACAAUAGAGGGAAGAAA
Molecule: messenger RNA, 3803 nt
Organism: Telopea speciosissima
Lineage: Eukaryota; Viridiplantae; Streptophyta; Magnoliopsida; Proteales; Proteaceae
Product: pre-mRNA-splicing factor CWC22 homolog
Exons: 3
Coding region: 1446-3188 (580 amino acids)
Source: RefSeq, a predicted model, not a curated record